CAUGCUGCCCCACCCAGCCCGAGAUGAAAGGUCCAGCUACCUGUGGAGAACUCAGUGAGCAAGGAGUUAUCUUUUCUGAAAGUACUGACAUUCAAUUGGAAAUCUUGGCUGAGAGCAGAAGGAAUCACAGUUGGGGAAAGAAGGGUAAUCUACAAUGGAAGAGGUUGGACAGGAGCCAACAGAUGUGCAUGAGAUGAUGGAAAUACCGAAACUAGAAGUCACAAAAGAGAACUUAAACUCCCUGAACUUGCACCUUGAAAAGGACCUGCAGAGACUGGAUGAGGCAAACCAGGUUCUUCUCAGAAAAAUUCAAGAGAAAGAAGAAACUAUUCAAAGUCUGGAAAGAGAGAUUGCUCUGUCAGUAGGACAAGCCGGAGAGAGGGAGGAGUUGGGCCACAUUAUAUCCGAGAAGGAGGAAAUCCUGAGGGACCUGGAAUUGGAGACAGCAAAGCUGGAAAAAAGUAACAAGGUUCUAGACAAGAAUGUGAUGGAGCUUCAGAAAAAGGUUUCAAGGAUGAAUAAGAAUUUUGGCCUUGCUAAAGGAACCCUAAAGCAGGCGUUGGCAGAAUUGAGGCUGAAACUACAAAAGUCAACAGAGUCCUGUGCAAAGCAAGAGAAGGAACUGACCAAGAUAGAGAGCGACUACCAAUCUGUGUAUCAGCUCUGUGAGGACCAGGCCCACUACAUAAAGAAAUACCAGGAAAUUCUGAGGCAGAUGGAAAAGGAGAAGGAGAUGCUGCUGCUUGAAAAAGAAAUACUCAAGGCCCAGAACAAUUCCUCCCAAACAGUGAGACCUGGGUCAAUUCUGGUGGAGACCAUCCAAAGCAACAUUGAGCAGACCAUCAUUAAGAAACAAAAGAGAAUCUGUCGGUACUGGCAUCUACGGUGUCUUGUCUUCGUGGUCAUGAUCUUCAUUAGGUUGCUGGGUUAUGUCCUUUUCCACCUGCAGUACAUAAACCCAGACCUCCUUGUGGAUGUCCUGCCCAUGGUGAUGAGCAGGAAUACCUUGAAGAGGCUCAGGGACGUCUUGCUUCCCAUCCUCACUCUAGAGGUGGAAGAAGUUCUACCUCACUAGUCUGGGGUUCUUGUGGGGCUUGGAACUGCUGCCUGUGGAGAGGGGGCAUGGCAAAAGGGGGAGCCUCCCACUUGAAGCUACUGUUUCUCACAUCUGACCUCUUCAUUUCAAUCUUUUCUUUUGCUUUCUCUCUUUCAAAUAAAGAAUAU
Messenger RNA from Talpa occidentalis (Iberian mole), 1224 nucleotides. Its product is annotated as transmembrane and coiled-coil domain-containing protein 5B-like. Lineage: Eukaryota; Metazoa; Chordata; Mammalia; Eulipotyphla; Talpidae. The transcript is spliced from 12 exons. Bases 155 to 1075 code for a protein of 306 amino acids. The record is from RefSeq and is a predicted model, not a curated record.